Messenger RNA from Darwinula stevensoni, 330 nucleotides. The record is from the annotation of a GenBank genome assembly. Lineage: Eukaryota; Metazoa; Arthropoda; Ostracoda; Podocopida; Darwinulidae.
AACUGGGAAGAGAUUCAGAUCGAAGAAGAAAGUGAAACGGGGGAAAAGGUAUCUUCAGAGAUUCGAAUCCCUGGAAUUCCAUCUUUGGCCCUUUCUGCUGUCCUUCAGGAUCUCUGUCUGUCCCUCAAGCGGGCCGGAAGCUUUGUCUUUCCCGAUGACAUCUGUGAGGAGAUGCGAAGAGAGACCCUGUUGGCUGUGCUAUCCCACUACAACCAACUCUUGGAGGAAACGCCAGAGGAUGCCAUCACACAGCCAAUGGCACUCCAGUUGCUCUUUGAUGUCCGAUUUGCCCUCCUCCUGCUCCAAUCUUCUGACAAGGUCACAACUUGA